Zasmidium cellare ATCC 36951 is the source of this 768-nucleotide messenger RNA. RefSeq lists its product as uncharacterized. The record is from RefSeq and is a predicted model, not a curated record. Bases 1 to 768 code for a protein of 255 amino acids. The transcript is spliced from 3 exons. Lineage: Eukaryota; Fungi; Ascomycota; Dothideomycetes; Mycosphaerellales; Mycosphaerellaceae.
AUGGACGACACAAUCUACCCCCCAAAGCGGCCAUCCGCCCAGCAGCGCUUCGCCCAACGGUUGAACGAACGGGCCAACACAAAUCGCCCUGACGCAGGCGCGACACCUAGGAUAUCCCACGACAUGCUAGCUGGACAAGGUCAUCCCAGCUGUAGUGCGAACACCGUCCAAGCUCUGCCUCGCGAGCAACUCCAGCAGUUGAUUCAGGCGCUGAGGACCACGUCACAACGUCCCGAGACCUUGCCUCAACACCAGGUUCAGUCUCCAGAAGCGAGUCUUCAAGUGCAGUUGGAGAAUCUAUCGAAUUCCGUAUUGGAGGUCCGGAGCGUGGUGCAAGGGAUGAAUGUUCGUCUCGCCAAGCUCGAGAAUCGAGUGGAGGGAAUGGGUAUGGUCAAGGGCACAACGGCCUUGGUCGACGUGGUGCAGGAACUCCGACGCUUGAAGGGCGCCGUUGCUGCCAUUGGCCGGUCUGCCAUCCUCAAGGCUGGACCAACCGAUCAGAAGGCUGAGAUGCAGGCAAAAGAAGGCGCGAGCAAGCCCCCUGAGAAGAAACGCAAGACAGCCAGUAACGAUGCACCCGAGCCCGAACUCCAGCAGAUGGUAACCAGGCGCCAACUGCGUAAAGGCGGGUCGAAGGUAAAUGAGAAGGAGAAGACGACUUCAGUGCCACCGACCAAUGCGAUUUUGGACGCAGUCGAGCGAGGCAGCGAGGAUGAUGCCCGAGAGGCUCUCAAGACUGCGAAGACACCUCGUCGCUCUGGUAAAUAA